UUAAGGUUCACCGCUGGGUGGCAGAUACUCUUUCUGUAUACAUACACUUGCUGUCUAACUUAGCUUCUGCCACCUCCAACAUGCACUCUUUCUUCUUCUUCUUCUCAUCUAUCCCAACUCCAUUUCUUCAUCAGAUUAUGCCCAUCAUCUUUAUAGUUUCUUUGCUGCUUGUGCUUGGAUCACUUCUAUUCCUCCUUCAAUGGAAAUGGUGUCAGCCCACACUACACAAACACCGCCUUCCUCCCGGUUCCAUGGGCUGGCCUUACGUAGGGGAAACCCUCAAGCUCUACACUCAACACCCCAACACCUUCUUUUCCGUCAGGCGGAAAAGGUAUGGUAACAUAUUCAAGAGCCACAUAUUGGGGUGCCCUUGCGUGAUGAUUGCGAGCCCGGAAGCAGCAAAGGUAGUUCUGGUGAGCAAAGCCCAUCUCUUCAGGCCGACGUAUCCGCCGAGUAAGAUGAAAAUGAUAGGACCGGAGGCGCUCUUCUUCCACCAAGGUGAUUACCAUUUGAUGCUCAAGAAGUUGGUUCAGGCCUCGUUUUCGCCCUCCGCGAUUAGAGGAUCGGUGCCCGCAAUCGAAAAUAUAGUCCUCAGCUUCCUCCCCGUUUGGGACAACAGUACCACUCUUAUAUGCACUUUGCAAGAGAUGAAAAAGUAUGCUUUUGAGGUGGCUAUGAUUUCAGCGUUUGGUGACAACCCAGAACCAGAAACGGAAGGAAUCAGAUGUUUGUACCAAAACUUAGAGAAAGGCUACAAUUCAAUGCCUUUGGAUUUUCCGGCUACUCCAUUCCACAAAGCAAUGAAGGCGAGGAAGGCAUUGGAUGAGACGUUGAGGAGAUUAAUAGAGAAGAGAAGAGGAAGUGGGGAAGCCGGAAAAGGGUUAUUGGGAAUUUUGUUGGCAGCUCAGAAGCAGAAGCUGAAUCAAUUGAGUGAUUCUCAAGUAGCAGAUAACAUUAUAGGAGUAAUAUUUGCGGCUCAUGAUACAACGGCAAGCGUCCUCACUUGGCUGCUCAAAUACUUGCAUGAUAAUCCCAAUGUCUUGGAAGCUGUCCAGAGGGAGCAAGAGGGAAUUCGACGCAAACUACAACUACAAGACAAACGGGGGCUUACGUGGGAUGAUACCCGACAUAUGUCGCUGACUAGCAGGGUGAUUCAAGAGACGUUACGGAGUGCUAGCAUUCUAUCCUUCACGUUCAGAGAAGCAGUGGAAGACGUGGAAUUCCAAGGUUAUGUCAUCCCCAAAGGUUGGAAGGUUCUCCCUCUCUUCAGAAGCAUUCACCAUUCUUCUGAUUUCUUCCCCCAACCAGAAAAAUUCGACCCUUCAAGAUUUGAGGUGCCUCCCAGACCUAACACGUAUAUGCCAUUUGGAAAUGGGGUGCAUUCUUGUCCUGGAUCUGAACUGGCUAAACUUGAGAUGCUCGUCUUCCUUCACCAUCUCACUACCACUUACAGGUGGCGCCAAUGCACCACUCCACCUCCAAAUUUUAGACUCUGCUCAUCUUUUGAGCCAUUAAUGGCAUGACUAUGCACUCACAUUCCUGAGGCUACGAGGGGAUGAGACUCAACCCACAGUCUGUUUUAGACCUGGAAAAAUUGAAAUUGUUAUGUUGAUAUCAGAUUUGGUCGAAUUUAAUUAAUGAGAGAAUGGAAAGUGAUGGGGGAGGGAGAUGCAAUACAAUAUGGCCCAUUUCCUGUGCCUAAAGGAGGACUGCCGAUUCAAGUCUGU
Sesamum indicum (sesame) is the source of this 1727-nucleotide messenger RNA. Lineage: Eukaryota; Viridiplantae; Streptophyta; Magnoliopsida; Lamiales; Pedaliaceae. The record is from RefSeq and is a predicted model, not a curated record.